UGAGUACUAGGCAGUCUUCUAACCAUCAAAAUCUCGGGAUUUGAACAAAUUUCCUUAUUUCUUCAGCACUAGUGUGGCGGGUAGUAACAAGAAUCAAAGACUUGGUUUAACCGGUUAACGCAGUUCAGAAAGAUAAGAGUGUAACACCGUUCUACUUUCGGAAACUAGGCACACGUACACGUCCAACAAGUUUGACACAAGACUGACAGUUCCUUAACCAGAAAUGGACUCAAACAAAAGUCGAGGGAGUGGGCUCUUACGCUCACCACCAUCUUCUCCUGAAAAGCUUCCUCUCCCUCCUGUUUCUACAGAGGGAAGGGCGCGAGUUGACAAACUUAUUGAACAAGUCGACAGCAUCAACAUUACAAGUGAUAAAUUUUCUAGUAAAUCACAGGAGCUAUCUCACCUUAAGUGGUGUCAAGAAGCCAUACUUGAUGCCGAUACUCUGAGCUAUGCAGUGGAAAGGUUACAUAUUUAUUGGCUGAGUAACCAAUCAGCAGUCUCCAAAGCUGCUAUUUUUCUGUGCGUCAAUUGGAUGUUUGAAAUUGGUGGGCAGAAAUUAAGACACACCCUUCUAUUGUGCCUACAGAAAGACUUUGAAAACAGGUUGGAUAUGCAAGCAAAGUCACCUGAACAAUUUUUGAAUGCUGCUGCAUUUCUUGUUGAAAUCUACAUACGUGUUCGUAUUGAAAACCAAACUCUUGAAGUUUUAACAGUUCCUGUUUUUCAGUACCUAGAAGAUCUAUUAACAGGAGAUGAUUCUGAGAUUGAACUUUUUGCUAAUUUGCUAGUGGGUCUUGGCUCUACACUCCAUGAAGCCCAAGCAAAGGAGGGAAAGCACACAUCAUUAUCAUUAUAUAGCCCGCUACAAAAUAUUUUCAUUAAAGUUCGCUCCACAUUAAUGUCCCGUAAUUUAUCCAGUCAGAGUCGGCUAUGGCUGCUUUUUAUUAUGGACAUGUCAAGUAGUGGAGACUAUCAAUCACUUUCACCAUCCCUCGAAAUGUUUUACAAGAAUAAGGAUCACUUGGGAGCUGGUGGAGAGAUUCUUUUGAAAUGUUUGGAGCUAAUUAGAAGCCCAGAUGAAAAGUCUUCUGAUAAAAUUUUGCCAAAAGUUGUAGAUGCAGAUGUUGGUACACAAAUAGCUGGUAUCCAAAUCUCUCCUCGUCCCAAAGUUAAAGAGGAUUCUGAGAAAAAAACUACCAUUGGUCUCACAAAGAAAAGUCCGGAGAAGAGUGAAAUCCUGGAUAAAAGAGAGAGUUUUCGCUGUGCAAUGGAUCAGACCAAAGGAAGCAAAGGUAAAAGUUACUGGCUACAUGAUGAUAGGUUCGAGAAAGAAGAUUCAUAUGGAUCCAACAAGGACAGGAGCAAUGAAAACUUUACAAAACCAAGAGCAAGUCAAGGAAAUUGGAGACGACCAUCAACUCCUAAAGAUGAUAAAGAAGGUAACCACAGCUCCAGUGAUGGUAACUGGAGACAGUCUCAAAUAAAAAGAAGUGACAAGGACAGUAAAGAAAACAGUAAAAGCACGCCUGUGGAGAAUGUGCCUUCUCUUGCAGCUCAUAAUGGUCAUUCAAAUGAGGAAUGUUGGGAUUGAAUGGCAUUACUUUUAGAUAAAUUUGACAGUGCAAAUGCAUACUGUUUAUUUUCCAUUUUAUUUUUAGUACAUUAUUUAAUUAUUACUAUGUAAUGAUGGGCUACAAGCUUAACAUUGCACUCUGUAAGGUAUUUAGAUACAAACAGAUACACUAUACAUAUUAACGUAGGUAUCUAGUUUUGUAGAUUUAGUACAAUAAACUAUUUUUCUUUGAAAAGAUCUUACCUAAAUAAUGCAUGAUCAGAGAUCUGAUUUGAUUGAUUUCAAUCACUGGUUUGAUGUCCAAAAGGAAAGAUACAAACUGAAUAAUUUUUGCCUGUUAUGUUUUAUUUUCUCAUUUUGUCCUACAUCAAUCUGUUAUUACAGUAAUUAAGUAAGAAGUAAAGAGGACAUCACUUCAGCUUUGCUCAAAUAAAACUGCAACAUGUGAUAUUAUACUUUAGUAAGAACCCUGUUUAGCAUAACUAAGACUUGAGGGUAAAGACAAGUUAUUCUCUUCACAAUAAACAAAUGAUGCUUUUUCAACUUGAUGGAAAGGUAGUGUCACUUGCCAAAUGAUUCAGAGUGUUAAUUGACAGUUAUCUAAAUAUAAAAUAAAUAUUGUAAAGUUAUGAAUAUAUUUAUAUUAAACAA
This is a messenger RNA of Frankliniella occidentalis (western flower thrips), 2227 nucleotides long. RefSeq lists its product as uncharacterized. The transcript is spliced from 7 exons. Lineage: Eukaryota; Metazoa; Arthropoda; Insecta; Thysanoptera; Thripidae. Gene Ontology annotation, molecular function: translation activator activity. The coding region runs from base 224 to 1594 and encodes 456 amino acids. The record is from RefSeq and is a predicted model, not a curated record. Gene Ontology annotation, biological process: regulation of translational initiation.